Messenger RNA from Oncorhynchus masou masou (cherry salmon), 6415 nucleotides. Its product is annotated as receptor-interacting serine/threonine-protein kinase 2-like. Gene Ontology annotation, cellular component: cytoplasm. NCBI's taxonomy places the organism in Eukaryota, Metazoa, Chordata, Actinopteri, Salmoniformes, Salmonidae. The transcript has 11 exons. Bases 593 to 2362 code for a protein of 589 amino acids. Gene Ontology annotation, molecular function: protein kinase activity; ATP binding. Gene Ontology annotation, biological process: regulation of apoptotic process; signal transduction; protein phosphorylation. The record is from RefSeq and is a predicted model, not a curated record.
CCCGGAAGGGUCUUGUCAUCCUAUCCCUUCACAAAAUUACAACAACGGACACAGAAACCACCGCUUUCGUAGCUAUCUAAACGUAAAAUGUAAACAUUGCUGUCCUUAUUUUAACCAGUCAGUUAUUUUGUAGCACGCUACUAGCUAACUAAUGACGGACUUCUACAGGGUCAAGAAUAUGCCCCAAUGCCGUGUCUUUAGCUUACAAGUAUAAAUCAGUCACCGGUUGUUUUGGCGUGGAGUGGUUUUUAGUCCCUAACGUUACUCGCUAGAGAGUUGGAUACAUUGACAGAAAAGGACAGUCUAACAUUUUUUUUGUUAGCAACAAUUCAAGUCACUGUUUUUUUUCUUCCGACGUUCAGUUGCAAUCAUUAACACUGGCAGCGCGAGCACAUUAUAUCAAACCUGCAAGUCAAACGUCAUCACGUAGCUACCUUUUUAAUGGAACAUUUAUGAAUCUGUACUCGGCUCUGUCAAGCCACCAGGGUAUUUUCGUUGCAUCGGGAACAGGAACUCUCAAUUCCGCUUUCUCUUUUAGGUAGAGGAGGACAAGCUUUUUUCAAGAGCUCCUUAUUGUAGGUUCACAAUAAUUAUGGAGCAGCAGCACACGGGCUGUGUGAACCUUUGUAGUCUCACGAGCACUCUACCGGUGAUACCCUAUCAAAAGCUGACGGACUUGCAUUACCUGAGUAAAGGUGGGUUCGGAACCGUGUUCAAGGCACAGCAUUGCGAUUGGCGGACCACCGUUGCCAUCAAGUGUCUGAAAUUGGAUUCGCCUGUUGGCGAAAGGGAGAGGAAUUGCCUACUGAAGGAGGCGGAGGUGCUUCACAAGGCCAGGUUCAACUACAUCAUCCAAAUCUUUGGCGUGUGCAACGAGCCUGAGUUCUUCUGCAUUGUCACUGAGUACAUGAGCAAUGGUUCUCUGGAUCAGCUGCUUCACGAGAAGACAGUGUACCCCCUGCUGGCCUGGUCGUUGAGGCUGCGUGUCCUGUACGAGAUAGCUCUAGGGGUUAACUUCCUACACAACAUGACCCCACCCCUCCUGCACCACGACCUCAAAACGCAGAACAUUCUGCUCGACGGAGAGUUUCAUGUCAAGAUAGCAGAUUUUGGCCUGUCUAAAUGGCGUCAGCUGUCCAUCAGUAAAGGCUCAGGAUCCAAGCCACCUGAGAUGGGGGGCACCGUCAUCUACAUGCCACCCGAAGCUUACGAACCCUCCAAGAGCCGCAGGGCAGACGCCAAACACGACAUGUACAGUUACGCAAUCAUUAUGUGGGAGGUGCUGGCCAGGAGGAUACCAUUUGAAGAGGCGACCAACCCCAUGCAGAUCAUGUUCAGCGUGCUGCGGGGGGCACGUCCGGAAACAGGCCUGGACUGUCUGCCAGGGGACAUCCCCAGCAGGGAGACACUCAUCAACCUCAUGACUUUCGGCUGGACCGCUAACCCCGACGAACGGCAAUCCUUCCUCCAGUGUGUGAUGGAGCUGGAGCCAAUGCUGAGGAGGUUCGAUGAAAUCAACGUCCUGGAGGCUGUGCUGGAGGUCAAGAAGUCAAAGCUGAUGAGGCGGGCAAGCUGUUACUCUGCCACACCCGUGGUGUGUGAGAGGGGGAGGGAAGAGGAGAAGUCUCUGAACAUUCUGAAGAACAACCCCAGUCCCUGGCCAGGAAGCUCCACCUCUGGCUCUGGGUCUUGCUCCUCCCAGGACACGGACAUCUCCCAACCAAGCUCCCUCACGAGCACCAAUGCUCCGCCUUCUAAAGAAGUGUCCCCCUCGUUGUUCAUGCCCCACACACUGGAGCCUCCGCAGCCCCUCAGAGAGCUUAGCCAUGGGGACAACAACCUCAACAACUACCCCCAGAGCGCCAGGCCCCUGGAUGAGCUCAACAUUCCCCUCAAACCAGAUCUGCCUGAAACGGAGUGUGUGACGUACCUGGACAACCUCACCCUGAAGCCACAGCCAUACCAACCCCAGCCAGACUUCAACCCAUCUUCGGAUCCCCCCGACCCAAUGCUGGGCCCUGUGGCGCGCUGGAUCGCAGCGCGGCGCGAGGAUAUCGUUUCCCAGAUGACGGAGGCCUGUCUGAACCAGAGCCUGGAUGCCCUGCUGGCUCGCUCUCUCCUGAUGCUCGAGGACUACGAGCUGGUGGUGAACCGGGCCACGCGUACCGCCAAGGUCCGCCAGCUCCUUGACACCUGCCACCGCCACAGCGAGGACUUCUGCCGCGUGGUGGUCCGCAAGCUCCAGGACAACAAGCAAAUGGGCCUGCAGCCGUACCCCCCAGAGCUCAGCUCCCCUGUGGCCGUGCCAAGCCCCAGCGCACCGCCACUCUCUGUGUCCUACAACAACCCUAGGAAAUACUAGAACAGAACUAGACCAGAGACUAAACUGUUCCAAGACUUUUAGCUCUUUGAGCUAGGUAGUGGAAGAAGCCUCUACGGUCUGUUCGUCCUAGGUUAUAUUCAUUAGGCACCAAAUGGAAGAAAACUAACUGAAACAGGGAGGGACUACCUAAACUUGUCCAAUAAGACACUUGUUUUCCUUUGCACAUUGUUUUGCUACGGUGUGCACUAGUGAAUACGACCCUGGGUUUUGACUGUGAACUUUGAAUUUAGUGUGGUAAGGUCAAGCCCAGCUGUCGUUUCAUAUUGCUCAUCGUGGUACCUACUUUCCUGCCCACUCACACAGGACAUUCUCUGUUGCUACUGUUCAUUGAACUGAAGGUGCCUAGAAGUUGAGCUUAAGAACUUGAAGGUAAAGAUGCCUUUUGGAAAAACAACCAGUAUUCACUAAAUUUCACCUGUUCUCUGAAAGCAGAGAACUGGUUGGGUUUAGCAAUCAUAAUCAAAAACCUGUUAGAAUGUAAUCCAGGCUUUGAAGAAUUAGAUUAUGGAUUUUAUGUAAUUUGACAGGUAAAUCAUCUCGUUCUCUUGAAGCAUUCCCUAUAUUCUGAGUGAUUGGGGUAUGGGCCUGAGUUCUGCUUCUAUGCAUCUUUCUGUUAUUGUUGUCCCCCCCUUUGCACUGAAUGGUUAUAUCCAGAGACAUACUGUAUAUCCAGAGAGAGACUGUGUAACAUCAUACUUAUCUAAGGCUCUGAUUUCACUCUUGAGUGGACAUUCUAGAACCGGGGUAUUGAGCUCUUACACUACAAGGUCCGGAGCCUGCUGGUUUUCUGUUAUACCUGAUUAUUAAUUUCACCCACCUGGUGUUCCAGGUCUAAAUCAGUCCCUGAUUUAAGGGGGAACAAUGAAAAAAGAUAGUGGGACUGGCUUUGAGGUCCAAAGUUGAGUUUGAAGGGUCUCUAUGGGUCUGGGUGGGACCCAAUUACUGUGACUGAAAUUCUGUAGUUGACCCUCUGAUCCGGGUCUAUGUAAGUACAGCUGAUAGACCAGAGUGCACAUGAAUGGAUCUGACCACGUCUCUGCAUUACCUAAAAAUGUUUUAUUUUACGCUAAUAAGGUGAAUCUAUUGACUUAUGGAGAGCCAACAUAUAAAGACCUAUUUAUUAGCCGGAAGAUAAACUUGGCUGAUUAACAUAAAUUUGUCACUCUGGUACAAUCGGAUCUGGUGUAGACCCUGACCCCUUAAGGUAUGGGUCCGGUCUACGUCUGGUUGUUCUUGGGUCUGUUCGGGUCCAGAUCUCCCUUUUUUAUUUUUUUUUAAUAUAAAUAUAAAUAAUAUCCAGGUCUGAUAAGAUACUCGACUGGACUUCUGCCAUUUUGAAGUUAUGUAGCUUUGUAUCUUACAUGGUAUUUUUUUUUUUUUUUUACAACUGCCUUUUCAAGACGGUUUUUAUUUAUCUUAUAAAGGAGCUUGCGUUGACAUUGACAUAGGAUGUGCCAAGUCAGUGAAUUUUGGUUUGGUGUGUUGAUGUCGCUACUGUAGAGUUAAUCCUUAGUCUUCAUCUUGACAAGUUUACAUAUUGUGACAGACACAAUAACACUGUAGCCAGAAAGCAGAAAAUAAGGUCAUGUAGCUAAUGUAGAUCAGAGUGUACCAGGAUCUGUCUGUAGCUAUUUUGGUACUCUCCUUGGACUCAAUGGUCUCCGUUAUGGGUGGUUUUUGUAGACAUGUUUUUUGCGAUAGAGGUCAUGGCCCAUACUUAUACAAAUCUCUGCUUGCUCUACAUGUUUUGGUACAAGACCAGUGAAUGGAUAGAGCAGGUUUUAGUCAUUGAGCCAAGUGCUAAAUAUAGUAACAUGUCCCUCAGCAGCUUAGAGCUGUGGUUGGUUAUCCUGCACUUUGACACAAACAUUCAGCCUCAGAUUGCGGCACUCUGGGUGUGUGAUGCUAAAGUAGAGUCAGUCAGAGCUGUUUUUUCCCACCUAAAGUUUCCAUCAUCCGGGGCUUUCGGCCAGGGGAGGGGGAUCCCUACAGUAGAAACCGGUCACAGAAGAAGCUGCCAGUGACACACACUGAAGAGACUGGUGUAUGUUUGUCUAAAGUGGGCCAAACCAAACUGUUUUAUGUGGAACACUUCAUCACUUCAUGAAUUGCAUGGACUUCAUAUUUCAUUCAGUUUUGUCAGCACAUGACAGGUCCCGAGUAGCAAAGGGCACUUCCUGGGACACAUGACUGGAAAUUGAAUCAUACUAUAGCUUUUAUACAAAUUAAAUCUAUAUACCAUAGAGUAAUUACAGUUUUUAAAGUCACAGUCAAAUGUAACUAUCUGCUCUAGGUAGGUGAUCAUUUUCAGCCUUGAGGUUGGAGCAAGCAUAAGGGCCAACUAAAUCUGAGCUCUAUAACUAGCUAGCUACAAUGUACCCUCAAUCUUGGCGCUAUAGCUAGCUGUCAACAAUGCACACUAUCGCCUAUAGAAGCCUCAGCAGGGACCCUGUGUUAUGACUGUUUCUCACCUUGGAUCUCUCCUCUUCUAAUACAUAUCCAGAAAUGACUAAGUGCCAAAAUACACUGUAGUUAAGCAAUUUCCUGAUAAAACAACUUUUCCCGUGGUUACCUCACCAUCGUUUCUGUUUCUCUCUGUCAGUGAUGUGUGCAUGCAAUGUCUCCACAUAGGGAACCAAGAGCGCCACUAAAUCAGAGACGUGUAGUUUCUAGAAGCCUUACCGUCAAUGCACUUCCUUAAAUGAGUUCUGGAGUAUCAUUACCUAGGGUCUGUGCCCCCACAAUUGUGACCCUUCAAAAUUGAAGAGCACUGGCUGAGGGGAUUUAGUGUUUUUUAUUUAUUAAUCUAGGUGUUCUUACCUAUUUUAUUUGUGCUGCAGAAUAAAGUACGUUCAUUGUUUACCCCCAUUAUGAGGGUGCUCUUUGUAAGUUUAUCAGCUUUUGUUGAAUUAGAACAUGUGCUGUGUCAGUGGUAUAGAGUGGCAACUGGCAAGCCAAAGCCAGCCAGGAGAGAAACUCUUCCAAAAUCCUCUGGACUUUUACUGCCUUGUUUUCAAUACUGUGCCUCCAUAUAUUCAAAAUGUUUGAUUUAUUUACCACAAUUAUUUUCUCACGUGAUAUUUGCACAAAACUCCAGAUGUUAUCAAAUUACAUUUUUCUUACAUUCCUAGUCAUCUUGAUAUACUUUUGGACAAAAUGUUGUAUAUGUACAACAGUCUUCUUAUUGCUCUAUUCUAUUUAUCUUAAGCUGAACUCUUGCCUAGUUCUAAACCAGGAGGUGUUAGUUAGAAAAGUGUCUGAAGAAAUCAUUGUUUACAUGGAAUUCCUUCAAGCAGCCAUCAGCAUUGCCAUAUUCAGGGCCAGUGUUCUGUUUUAUCCAUAUACUUAUGUACUUUUUUUUCCAUAUCAUUAGCAACAAUAUUAAAUAUCCUGUAUACAUAAUGUGUACACUGAGUAUACCAAACAUUAGGAACACCUUCCUAAAAUUGAGUUGCCCUUUUGCCCUCAGAACAACCUCAAUUCGUCAGGGCAUGGACUAGAAUUUGCCAAGCGUUCCACAGGGAUUCUGGCCCAUAUUAAUUCCAAUGCUUCCCACGGUUGUUUCAAGUUGGCUGGAUGUCCUUUGGGUGGUGGACCCUUAUCAAUACAUACAGGAAACGGUUGAGUGUGAAAAACCCAGCAGCGUUGCAGUUCUUGACACAAACCGGUGCACCUGGCACCUACUACCAUACCCUGUUCAAAGGCACUUAAAUACCCUCUGAAUGGCACACACUCACAAUCCAGUUCUCAAUCGUCUCCAGGUUUUAAAAUCCUUCUUUAACUUGUCUACUCCCCUUCAUCCACACUGAUUUUUGAAGGGUAUUUAACAAGUGACAUCGGUAAGGGAUCAUAGCUUUCACCUGGUCAGUCUGUCAUAGUAGGUAUUCUUAAUGUUUUGUAUACUCAGUGUAAUAUGUAGUACUGAAGCAUCUUUUGGCAGAAGUAUAAUUCAAUAUUUACUGUAUAUGUAUUGCAUGAUGUUUUUGAUACCGUUACGCUUUAUUGCUGUGUCAUUAAAGUGUGUGAUCCUUC